Messenger RNA from Aspergillus nidulans FGSC A4, 1860 nucleotides. RefSeq lists its product as uncharacterized. The record is from RefSeq and is a predicted model, not a curated record. The coding region runs from base 1 to 1860 and encodes 619 amino acids. NCBI's taxonomy places the organism in Eukaryota, Fungi, Ascomycota, Eurotiomycetes, Eurotiales, Aspergillaceae. The transcript has 3 exons.
AUGAAGCCCUGCGAACCGCGUCGAGCAGGACGCCCCCGUCUUGAAGCCAGCAGCGACGUUGUCCACUCCGACGAUCGUCGGGCUCAGAUCCGUCGCGCCCAGCGCACAUAUCGACUGAAAAAGGAAGCCGUUUUUCGAAAUGCGACGGCUAGAGCCGAGCAGCUUGAAGAGAGAUUGCGCACUGCCGUCGAAGAGGUAGCGUUGCUGUCCGAGGCCGCUGUAGAGACGCAGCUGCAUCAUUCUCAUCCUGAGAUCUAUGCGCGUCUGAGGCGUCUCAAUGGGAUUCUAAUCAAGGGUGGUGAUAGUCCUACCGAUGCGAGUCCUACUGAGCUAUCGCCGGGCUCAUCCGGACAUCAAGUGCCAAUGCUCAAUGCCCAAGUCCAAUCCGCCAGACAAUCCCAACUUUCCCUUUCCCGUCCUCCUUCACUCCCAGCCAGGCAGUACACGUACGCAUUCCAGGAACCGCGCUUUGCCCGUCGGUUACUGCGAUACUGUCUCGAACACGCGUAUCGUGUCUUUGCAGACCCCCGGUCGGAUCCGCGUGAGAUCUACCGCAUGUUCCGGCUCGUCCCCUGCGUAAAAGACCGGGGAAAGACCCAGCCGCGCUUUCGGCAGCUCUUGAUGGGCGGGCACACGGAUCCUCUGGAAGUGCCAGGUCUACCGUUCUACAAUGUUGGUGGCGCGGGUUCGCAUUUCCCGGAUCUCGACGAGGAUGGGAAUGCGAUUUACCCGGUCAAUAGUAGGAUGCCGAGGCGGGUGCUGGGGGUGUUGCCGUGGGACGAGCUGGGAAAGGGAGAUGUAGAUGCUUUGGAGGUUCAUGGGCUAGGUGGGGAAUGGUUCGACAGCCGGGACGUGGAAGGUUAUCUUAGGCUGCAGGGGUGGGACGUGAACGGGUCUUUAUUUCUCAUGCAGCACAUACCAAAUGGCGCAGCAGAGAGAGUUGGCAGUCAACCAUAUGUUUUAGAUGUUGAGGGGUUCUUUUCACCCAGCAUGACCACACUCAAAGACCAAAUUGCCGUCGAGGCUAUUGACGCGGACUGUUACCGCUCCGUCGUCCCCCCAAUACGCAUGGGCGAUCUCGCCGACUGGGCUUACGGCGGCAAUAUCCUUGCCAUUGCAGUCCAGGCCGCUUAUGCGACCGUCACAACAGGCCAGCACCUGUACUCUAUCAGCGGCCAUUUCGUGCGGCCCACCGGCCCAGCCCAAAAGCUGAUCUGCCGCAUUGAGCGCGUCUGCGACACACGGACCUUCCAGACACGACAAAUACGCGUGGUCCAGUCCAGGAAAUCCGAACAGCUAUGUCUCAUUGCAACGGCAGAUUUCCACAUUGAUGAGUCGGAUGAGAUGGUGAACUACUCCGCUCGUCCGCAGCUCCCCGUCCCGACAUCCUCGGCGGCAGAAACAGAGACAGAGGACACGCCAGAACCCGGACUCUAUCGGAUUAUCAAUAUGCUGAUGGAGGUCUGUCCGCACCAGGGCGACCGGAAUGGGAAAGACGUUUCGGGAAUCGUCUCGGCUGAGCGGUUCCGAGUCCACGACACUCUUCGUCCAGAGGCUGACCGGAUCGCUGCCCUUGCGUUCUACAUGGACCGCGGGCUUGCGUAUAUCUCGGCGAACCAUUCAGGCUACAGCCUGUCUCAAGCCAGUGCCUGCGCGACUCUCGACUUUGCGCUACGGGUGCUGACGCACCAUUCUUAUCUGCGACGCACCAUUCUUAUCUGCAGGACUGGCAUGUUAGCGAAAGACAGACUUGUGGCGGAGAAUGCACGCGCGCUUGGCGAGGGGAGGGUGUUCAAAAGGGAUGGCUGGCUGCUGGCGAGUAUGACACAGACGACCAUUCUAAGGCCGAAGAAGGUUUAG